GUAGUAGUGGUAGUCGAGCGGUGAGGUUGUUGUUGUUUGUUAUCGUCGUGUCGCGUCGUCUUGCAAAUCUUGCGGAUGUCGGCUGACAUUUAGGCCCGAAACUAACUAUGGCCGAGUUCAUCCGGGGUGGUAGCGGCGUUGUGCUGCCGACGCCGACGCCGCGGUACAAAAUGCAAGGCUCCCCCAGCACGGGGAGCGACGAAGGUCCAGAUCCACCUCAGCCUGAAGAUUUCGAUCCCUUUCUGGCUGAGGCUGAAGAACCCGAACCGCCGACCAACAAUGAACCCACUGCUCCUCCAGAGAGUCAGUGGUACCAUGGGCGUCUCCAUCGCUGUCGUGCUGAAGAACGAUUGUGGGGUGCAAACAAAUCAGGAUCUUACUUAGUACGUGAAAGUGAUAGAAAACCAGGAUCCUACGUACUGUCAUACCUUGGUCGAAAUGGAAUCAACCACUUCAGGAUAACUGCAGUGUGUGGGGAUUUUUAUGUUGGUGGAAGACAGUUCGACUCUCUAUCUGAUCUUAUAGCUUAUUAUACUCAUUCAUCGGACUUGCUGAAGAGAGAAAGACUUAUUCAUCCUGUACCCCCACCGGAACCUGUAAAUGACAAGAAACGUGUGGUUGCUAUUUUGCCGUACACAAAGAUGCCCGAUACAGAUGAAUUGACAUUUCAAAAAGGAGACAUCUUCUUUGUCCACAAUGAUAUGGGAGAUGGGUGGUUGUGGGUGACAGCACAUCGCACAGGCGAGCAAGGAAUGAUAUUCCAAGACCUUGUUGAAGAUCUGGAUGACAAUAUUGACCCAAAUACUGUAUUUAGUUGGUUUCAUCCAGGUGUCACUAAAAGUGAAGCUGUUGAUAUGUUGGUGAAAGCUGGUCCUGGCAGUUUUCUUGUUAGACCCAGUGACAAUUCCCCUGGGGAUUACUCACUCUUUUUCCAUAUCAACAAUCAGAUUCAAAGGUUCCGAAUUGAAAAAAAAGGUGUACGUUACCUCAUGGGAGGCAGGACAUUUGAGUGCCUUGAUGCUGUUAUCAAUCGGUAUCGCAAAGAGCAAAUUGUUGAAGGACACACUUUACUCCAAGCGGUAUCAAGGAAUUUGUCUGAGAUAGAUGGUCCUGUAAAAUCCAAAGAAGUACAGCAUGCUGAAAAGAUAUACGCUACUCUUCGUGAAUGCAGGGAACAAGUAGGGAUAAAGAAGAUUAAAGGUAUUAAAAUGCAAGGCUACCUUAACAAGAAAAAUGAUAAAAACAAAAAGUGGAAGCCAAUGUAUUGUGUUUUACUUGUUGAUGGAUCAGACACACAACUAAUGUAUUAUGAGAACCCAAAGAGAACAAAACCCAAAGGCCUUGUCGAUCUAAGCUGUGCAUACCUGUAUCAGGUUCAUGACAGUGUAUUUGAUCGCCCAAAUUGUUUUCAACUGGUUGAGAAAGCUCUACCAUGUCUUGCAACAAUUUCAUAUCUAUCUGGUUCGAAUGCUGACUCAACCCAGGAGUGGAUUUCAGCCCUCAGACCACUUUGUGUGACACAAAUGACCCGAACACCAAAAAUACCUAGGUUGAGGGAAAUGCGGUGCUUGGAAUUGCACAUUCUAAAUGCUCACAGGUUACCUUAUAAGCUUGUCCCAAACCCAUUUUGCAUCAUAUCUUUGAAUCAAGUGAAGGUUGCAAGAACUAAAGUCAAUACUGGUCCUGAUCCUUUGUGGGAUGAAGAGUUCUUGCUUGAUGAUGUCCCACCCGAUGUAAUGACAUUUAAUAUUACUGUGUACAACAAAGGAAAACGAUCAAAGGACACUGAAGUUGCGGAUUUGACUGUUGACUUGUCUUCACUUUCAAAUGGAGAUGAGACAGAGGAUUGGUACAGUCUUACUGGUAUUAUGACACCUAUGGGAGAUUGGGGAUCUUUGCGGCUCCGCACCCGUUAUGUGCAUGACCUCAUUAUGCCCCAAGAAGAAUAUUCCCCCAUGAAAGAACUUGUGCUUGAUCCUUCAUUAGAAGUGGUUAGAGCCCUUGCAGAUGUUUGCCACAUGGACCGAGGGCCUCUUGCAAACUCAUUGCUAAGGAUAUUUCGGCAUGAGCGGAAGGAAGCUGAUUUGUUGAAAACGCUGAAUGAAGUAGAAAUAGAGAAAGAAGAAGAGACAUCGACACUCUUCAGAGCUGCUUCUCUUACAACAACACUUAUGGACUUGUACAUGAAGUCAAUUUGUACAGGUUUUCUACAAGCAGCAAUACAGGAUACAAUUUUGAAGUUGCUUGAUGCUAAGCAGUCAUGUGAGCUCAACCCAACCAAAAUGGAGUCUCCAGAUGAUGCUUGCAACAAUGCCGAAUAUUUACUUUUGAUUCUAGACGAAAUUACUUUAUCAAUCUUCAUGUCUGCGGAGGCUUGCCCAAGAACUCUGAGGUAUAUUUGUUGCUGUCUUCAACGCACUGUCAUGGCAAAAUGGCCACAUGAAAGACUAGUCAGAACACGAGUUGUCAGUGGAUUUAUCUUCUUGCGUCUCCUCUGUCCUGCCAUUCUUAACCCUCGUCAGUUUAAUUUGAUAUCUGAGCCACCACCUCAAAUGGCUGCUCGAUCUUUAAUAAUGGUUGCCAAAUGUCUCCAAAACUUGGCAAAUCUGGUUGAGUUUGGUGGGAAAGAACCAUACAUGGAAGUUGUAAAUCCUUUCAUUUUGAAAAAUAAGGAACGAAUGGUGGUCUAUCUUGACCAAGUUUCGAACCUUGGAGAUAAACCAGACUCUGAAGAAAUUGGUAAGACUAAAGGAGAUCCUGCAAGAGAGUUGGCCAUCCUUCACCAUAUUUGUGUUAAUCAUUUGAAAGAGCUACAAACAUUGAGCAAAACAAAGCCCACCAUCCGACAACUAGUUACUGUCACGGAGAUGCUGAGUAAACACAAGCAAAAGUACAUGGAGAUGAUAGGUUAAGUAACAUUAACAUUCGUGCUCAUUUGACCAAUAUCCCAAUCAGGGUUUUUUGAAAUCUUUCUUUCCUCCUUAUUUUUGUUCCUGUCUUUUCACUUGGAAUUUAUGCUAAUUUGAAUAUUGUUGUUUAUGCUAACUGCAAUAUUGUGUUUUCUGUGAGUAUACUUGUGUGAACAUCUUAAUAUUCUAUAAUAUUGCAACACAUAUUGAUCUUUCUUUAACACGUUGAGUCCCAAAUGACCACAUGUAUGGCCACAACAAGCUGUUUUUGCCCUUACCCUCUGGGAUUCAAUGUGUUUACAUCUAUGAAGAUGACUUUGAUCUUUUCUACUUAUGUGAACUAACAUUCAAGUCGAGCACUGAAAAUAAUUUUGCAUUCAAAUACCUAACUUUAUAUGCUUUGUAUAUUGUAAAGUAAGCCAUGUACAUGUCUUGUCAUCUUUUUUUUUUUAAGUUCAUAAACAUUAACAAUAUUUCUCUACAAAACUGGUGUAAGUAACUAGGUCUAUAUUCUGAAGGUCUUGGGUUCCAUUACCUAUUUCCUGUUGUGUUUGGAGUUCAAUCAUUAGAAUUGUAUUUUGCAUCGCUAACAAAAGGUAGUGUCGCUCUUCUGGGUAGAUUCUGGAAGGCCCCCUGUCACAUGCACUAGUUCUUAGCUUAUAAAUAGAAUUGGUAGGUGCUAGACCUACAAUGAUCAUUUCUUUCCCUUGUUGUGGUCUGUGUGGAAAUUAGCGUUACUUAUUCUGCCUAGUCCUAAUCAUUAAUUUCUUUUUGUGUGAUAUCAAAAGCAUUGCCCAUCUCAUGGGACAAGAUAAAUAAUUGUUGUUUUGUGUAAUUAAUUGUAUGCCAUGACUUCAAUUAAGUUCAUUAUGAUCACUAUUCCUGUCAAUUAUUCACACACAUUUUUUUAAUUUUCUAAUUGCACUGAUCUUGAUAUGUUCAUCAUCAGAUAUUUUAACAAUAGUGGUCCAAAAUUUUGUGCAACAUUUAAGUCAAUUUAGAGUUGCAUAUAUGAGACUGGAUGUCUAUAUCUAUUCUUAUCCUGGUCAGUAGGUCUUAUGCUCUAUGAGCAGUAAACAAUCAUGCUUCAGAAUUUUGACAAGUGUUUGUGAGAAGUCAAAAUCACUGUGAUACGACACUUCUUUUAAACAUUGACCUGUGAAUUUUGUUGUCUUUUUGAACAAUACAUAUUCUGCUCAAGCAGUUCAGCAGCACACUAUGUAAACGUUUAUCUUUUACCUGAUUGUGUAUUUUAAGUCAUUUUGUUGUGAUGGUAAAGUUGAAACUUUUUAAGUUUUUUUUUAUCUAUUAUUUUUAUUAUUUUGUAACUUAAUGUAAAACAUGUAUGUAGAAUGAAUUGAAGGUUGUUGGACUGUAGAGCUUUAUGUAUUUUUCCUGCAGUCUUAUCACAAUUUUAUUGAUCUGUCUUGUGAUAUGACUUCUUCUUCUGAACGUUACAGUAUAUACUUGGUUUAUUUACAGCACUAGAAUUGAUGUUUGUAAAAUAUUACUGGUCUGAUGUAUCAGAACAAUACAACAUACCUACAUGUUUAGGUAUAUAAUGUGCCAUGUCAAAAAUUAUCUUUAUACUAUGGUAUUCAUGGUAUGUACUGUAUAAGAUUAUAAACUUUCGACAAUGCUCUUGCCAACCUCUGUUUAGCUUUUCAGUAAACUCUUUGUGUAAGUAAGUCUGAUCAAUCACACCCAGUUUAGAUUAGAUGAUUUGUAUCUUUUGGUACUGUAAGAGUUGAGGUUGUGCAUUUUCAUGUUUCAGUAUACAUAUUUUUUAAGUUUGUGCUUUUUCAUAUUUAGCGUUUUAGCAUUCCCAAUCUCAAGAAAAUGACUGUAAACAUAGUUAUUCUUACAGACUGUUAAUACUAUGUAAUACUCACUGUUUUGGCCUUUACAUUACUUUUGAAGCAAUGGAAGUGAGUGGCCUUAGAUGCUUUUAUUGUGAGUAAUGGAUACUUGUCCUUCCUAAUGUUUAGAUCUAGAGUCUGCUAGAAAUGAAAUACUGUAGUUCUUGCUUUCUCAGUACUUUACUUUUUCUAUAAAAAAAAUAAUUAAUACAUAACUCUAUGUGCCAAAGUGCAAUUCUCAUGAGCUUAAAUCACCUCCCAUGGGUCAUGUGUGAAAUAACUUUGAUGUGCAGUAUUCUGAACAAUUGUUUGAAUCUUAGUUAAGGCCAAUACUGUUUAGAAACACUUAAUAUAAGAUGUUGCCAAAACUCA
Messenger RNA from Frankliniella occidentalis (western flower thrips), 5140 nucleotides. It is a transcript of the gene vap, whose product is annotated as ras GTPase-activating protein 1. Gene Ontology annotation, biological process: regulation of GTPase activity. The record is from RefSeq and is a predicted model, not a curated record. The coding region runs from base 108 to 2912 and encodes 934 amino acids. Gene Ontology annotation, molecular function: protein binding. Lineage: Eukaryota; Metazoa; Arthropoda; Insecta; Thysanoptera; Thripidae. The transcript has 16 exons.